AGCCGUUUUGGCUCGAGGUGCGGCGGCGCAGCCCUCCUAGGCAGGCACGCCUGUUGCAGCCGCCGCGCGACAGGGGCGCCCGGCGUGGGGGGCAGCCGAGAUGGUCGUGCUCAGCGCGGCGAUCGUCACAACGGGCAAGACGCUGAUCGCCCGGCAGUUCGUGGAGAUGACCCGGCUGCGCAUCGAAGGCCUCAUCUCCGCCUUCCAGAAGCUCGUAGACACCGGCAAGGACCACACCUUCAUCGAGACAGAGACUGUGCGGUAUGUUUAUCAGCCGAUCGAGGCGAUGCAGCUCGUCCUUGUCACGAACAAGUCGAGCAACAUCCUCGAGGACAUUGAGACGCUGCGGCUGAUGGCCAAGGUCGUGCAGGAUUGCUGCCAGAUCCAGGUCAAUGAGGAGAUGGUCUUGAAGAACGCGCUGGACAUCGUCUUCGCCUUCGACGAGGUCAUCUCGUUUGGCCACCGCGAAAGCGUGACACUGUCGCAGAUCAAGUCUUACACGGAGAUGGACAGUCACGAGGAAAAACUUCAUCACAUGAUCGAGCAGAGCAAGAUCAACGAGGCGAAGGAGAUGGCCAAGAAGAGGCAGUCAGAGAUCGCCAAGGAGGGCAAGCUGGAUAAGAAGCCCGCCAUGGAGGGCUUUGGCGGUGGUGGCCCCUCCGACGACUCCGGCGGCGGAAAGACCCCGGGGGGCUUUGGCGGCAUGUCCGGCAUCGGCAGCUCGUCCUUCCAGGAUACGAUGUCUUCCAGCGGACCAACGCAGGAGUUCCAGCCCGGGAAUAUGAACAUGGGCGGCAUGGAGGACAGCGACAAGAACAUGUUCAAGCCGACCGCCCCCAAGAGGGGCAUGGCUCUCGGCAAGAAGAGGCCCGGCGACAUCUUCGGAGGGCCGGCGCUGCCGACGCCCGCCGAAGAGGCGGCGGAGCCGGAGCCCGCCGCGCCCGCGUACAACCCUCUGAUGGACCCGGUGAGGGUGGAGAUCGAGGAGCGGAUAGUGGCAGAGCUCAGCCUGGAGGGUGGCAUGGAGGGCGAGGCCUCCUGCACCGGGCAGUUCCAGGUCACGGUCCUCGACGCCGCCAAGGCCGACCUGGUGAGCUUCAAGCUGAAUCAGCAGAACCAGGCGUUCAAGUACAAGGUGCACCCAAAUCUGAACAAGGCCUCCUACUCCAACAACGCGCUGGAGGUGAGAGACAAUACCAAGGCCUUCCGCGCCAACCAGCCAGCGCCGCUCCUCAAGUGGCAGAUGAAGAGUUCCGACGAGGCUUUCAUCCCAGUCCAGAUCGCCGUCUGGCCCAGCUCCACAGCCGAAGGCACCCAGAUGGUCGUUGAGCUUGAGCUGACGGACACGAACAUAGUGCUCGAGGACGUGGUCAUCAGCUUCCCCGCGCCGGCAAACUCCAGGCCAUCGGUUUCCAGCGCCUCGCCGGGCGAGUUCUCGUACGACGGCCAGUGCGUGCACUGGACGAUCCCGCAGCUCGACUCCAACGAGAGCUCGGGGACCAUGGAGUUCGCGGCCGCUGCGGACCAGGCUUCGCUGGUGCCCGGAGAGUUCACCGCGAAGUGGCGCGGUAAGACGAAGUGCCCGAUGGACAUUUUGGAGUGCUACCACAUGGAGAGAAAAGAUGCGAUCAGCUACGACUUGACCAAAACUUCGGUUUACCAGCUGAAGAUAGGCUGAAGGACCCACGGCAGCGGCGGCUGCAGCGGCGAGCUCGAGGACGCCGCGAGGCGUCUCCGCGGCCCUCCGCCGAGAGGGGCGCCCCUCGCGGCGACGCGGGGCGCGCGGCGCUGGCCGCCCCCAGCUGGGCCUUCUUGCCCGCGGCCCGCGGCCCGGCGAGCGCGCUGGCGAGCGCGCCGGGUGCGCGCCCAUCGGCCGAGUCCAGAGACUGCAGCGGCGGAGGCUAGGUGCGCAAUCCUCCUGGUUUUGGAUGUCCCGUGGCUCCCUCGCCCUCCUCGUCCUAUUUGCCCUUCCCCUCGUCCUCCUCCUUCUCCUCCUCCUCCUCCUCCUCCUCCUCCUGCCUCUUUCUCUGCCCCCUCCUCGCCGUCUAUAUGCCCGGUCGUGUCGCCCGUUUGCUUCGUGCUUCUGCCCGCAGUGGCAAUGGCGACGGCGUUAGCGACGGGCACGUGGCGCGAGGUGGACCGUAGGCAUGCCCGGCGACCGCCAGAAAAAAAA
This is a messenger RNA of Prorocentrum cordatum, 2173 nucleotides long. NCBI's taxonomy places the organism in Eukaryota, Dinophyceae, Prorocentrales, Prorocentraceae. The record is from the annotation of a GenBank genome assembly.